AUGACGGCCAUACCUGGCCUGUGGCUCGCCAAUGGCACCUUCUCCAAAGAGUACACCUGCGAGGCAGGCAACCUCGGCAACUUGAUUCCCGAGUUCCACUGGGGCGGGCCCAAGGUAGGUUGCUUGUUCGAUGCCUAUGGGCUUCAUCUUACUCUCAGGUCUGCUCGCUGCGUAAAAAAGGUUGAGAGCUUCCGCCGACUGCAUCUGCAGACGCGGCCGGGUGCCCUUCUCCUGUACACGUUUGCCCAGCAUGUGGUGCCGGCGAUGGGCCGGUGUUCUGUCCAGGCCUUUCUCGCCGGGACAGCCGCUUCCCUCGCUGAGCAGGCCAGCCCCCUGCCAGAGGUAGCUGCCGGCGUUGCCCGGCUGGAAAUUCAUCAGUCCUCAAGCAGCUACUCUCGGAUCAUGAAGCGGAACCGCGUUCCCUACAUCGACUUCGAGACAGGCUUCCCUAAGGAGGAGGCGCCCAAGCAGACAGUCGGGACUGCCUUCACACUCGCAAAGCAGCAGAAGCUGGAGCGGUUGUUGGAGGCGACGCCUCAGUCAACAUUUCGGGGACGGGUCAUCAAGCAGCUCUCAACUCGAAGGAUUCGGCAUUCCGGCCGCGGUGAUGUUGGCAGGAUCACGACGCGGCACCGCGAAGGCGGCACGAUGCAGCGGCUGCGAUUCGUGGACUUCAAGCGCGCGCGCAAGGAUAUUCCUGCGUCGGUUCUUCGCAUUGAGUACUCCCCAGAGCGCACCUCACACGUCGCCCUGAUCCAGUACCAGGACGGCGUAUUGAGCUACAUCCUGGCACCACUGACACUUCGACCAGGGGACCAGGCGGGGUCUCGGAAGCAAGCAACAUUUCAUUUUUUUGGGGGAAGUUGA
Symbiodinium natans is the source of this 867-nucleotide messenger RNA. NCBI's taxonomy places the organism in Eukaryota, Dinophyceae, Suessiales, Symbiodiniaceae. The record is from the annotation of a GenBank genome assembly.